Messenger RNA from Alligator mississippiensis (American alligator), 2411 nucleotides. RefSeq names its product nanos C2HC-type zinc finger 2 (gene NANOS2). The record is from RefSeq and is a predicted model, not a curated record. NCBI's taxonomy places the organism in Eukaryota, Metazoa, Chordata, Crocodylia, Alligatoridae. The transcript has 3 exons. Bases 1631 to 2164 code for a protein of 177 amino acids. Gene Ontology annotation, cellular component: perinuclear region of cytoplasm. Gene Ontology annotation, molecular function: mRNA binding; zinc ion binding. Gene Ontology annotation, biological process: negative regulation of translation; oogenesis.
CCCCUAAUUGCCCCCUGCCCUGUCCAGGUCACCCCCGCCCCUCAGGGACCCCCACUUCCUAUUGGCUCCAGACCACUUGUGAUCUCACUUCCCGUGGGCUUGGGCCCCUUGCGAGGCAACUUCCUGCUGGGGUCCGAGCUGCCCGUGACCUCCCUUCCCGUGGGUUGGAGCCCACUUGUGAUGCCGCCCCCUCCCUGCAGCCUUCCCCUGGGGUUGGGGCAGGGCACGGGAGGGGUGACCCCAAGGCCCAGCUGGCUCUGGGGGGCACCGGCCCCAUAACGGGCGUCUCUCCCACUCAGUCUUCAGGUCAACGGAGGACGUCCUGCUCCGGUACGCGGGGCCUAGUGGGUAGAGCGGGGCAGGGCGUGUUGGGUGCCGGGGUUGAGGCCGACCUUGACCCCGAUCCAGGGACAACCAGCGGAUGAAGCUCGAGGUCCAGGAGCUGCGGGAGCUGCAGGAGACGCUGCAAGAUGACCUGUACGUGCUGGAGGAACAGCUGUGGAGGGGAGUUCGGAGCCAUCGGGGGCAUGAGCGGAGCUGGGGGGGUAGCUCCCCCACCCCCCAAAUAAACCCCCUGUGGGGUCUGCUCUGCCCCCCAUCAAUCAAAGCUGCAGGGGGCGGGGCUGGCAGGGCUGUGGCCCCACCCCGGCUCCUGGAGUGGGCCUGAACCUGGCUUCUCCUCCCUGUGGGGGGGCAGGAUCAGGGCCCCUCCUGUUGCUACAGAGAGGGGCGGGGCGGGGCGGGGUGGGGGGGCUCUCCUUCAGGCCCCCAUGACCUCCCCCUGCCCAGACAGGGCGUCUGGAUCCAGCCUGACUCCGAGCCCCCCUGCCUCUGUCUGCAGCCUCCUUUCAUGGGGGGGGGCUUUAAGUCUUCACUUGCCGGCCAGACAGAGCCCCAGAGGUGGGCGAUGAUUGGCAGCAGCCCCCCCGCCCCCCCCAUCGGGGUCUCUGGCCCAGUCCGAUCCCCCUGGGGUGACCCAGGAUGGGGGGGAUUCCCGUCAGGGCAGGGGGAACCCAAACUGGCUUCUCCUUGAUACCCCCCCCCCGCAGCCCCCAGGUCUCGGGGCCCUGCAAAGCUGGAGCCAGUCCCCCCAGCUCGGGGCUGGGGCUGGAUACAGUUGCCAUCUCGUUGCCAUCUCCCGUGGCGUCUGGCCCCUUGUUGCCCCAAACCUUGUGGGGGGGGGGUCAAGGGGCUCCCCCACUCCCUGCACCCCCUGCUCGUCUUGUCCGCUUCGCCCAUGUUGGGGGGGCCCUGGGGGCAUAAACACCCCUGGGGACACAAGGAUGGCCUCGUGGGUGCAAGAGGGGUCCCAGUGGGAGUCCUGUGAGUGUGCAAGGGAGUCUCUGUGGGGGUCCCAGUGGGAGGUCUCAGUAGGGAUCUCCAUGGUGCUCCCAUGAGUGUGCAAGGAGGUCUUAGUAGGGGUCCUAGUGGGGGUUUCAGUGGGAGUCCCAUGAGUGAGCAAGGGGGUCCUGGUGGGGGGGGUCUCUGCUCAUUUUCACCCCCAGCCUUUGAAGAUGGAGGGUGACACUGCCCGGUGCCCCUCCUCCUCCCCCCCCCCCAUUACCCCAGAGCUGGGGGCAUCCACAGGGGCUUCCUGCCCCCCCCCAAACCCUGGAGCUAGAUCCACCCCAUGGCUUUCCUGCGGGGGGAGGGUGGGCACAGUGGGGGGGCAGCCCCCUGCUCCCUGCCCUGCACUGGCCCUUUAAACACAGACUCCACCUCUGCCCUGGGGGGCUUUAAACCCCCCGCCCCGGGGUCCCCGGGACAGAAAUGCACCAUGUCCUGCUCCACUCCGGAUCUGGCCCCAGCCUUCGACAUGUGGCGCGACUACCUGGGCCUGGCGCAGGUGGUGCAGGCGCUGGCGCAGGCCCCGGAGGCCCCCCGCGCGCCGGGCGGCGAGACCCCCGCGGCCGUGUCGGCGCCCGAGGUGAUGUGCAGCUUCUGCAAGAACAACGGGGAGUCGCAGCACGUGUACAUGUCGCACGCGCUGCGCACGCCCGGCGGCGCCGUGGCCUGCCCCAUCCUGCGCCGCUACACGUGCCCGCUCUGCGGCGCCACGGCCGACCACGCGCACACGCUGCGCUACUGCCCCGCCGGCCCCCGCCAGCGCUCCGUCUACCGCAAGGGCGGGCGCAACGCCGCCGGGCACCACGUCCACCGCUGACCGGCCCCCGCCGGACCCCCCCGGAGCCGCGCCGCGCCGCAGCCCGUGAGUGCCUGGGCCCGCCCGGCCGCCGGACACGUCCGUGCCCGGAGCCCCCCCCGCACGGGGCGGGGGUGCAGCCGUGACCUGUGGGGUCCCGGCAGUUGUUGGUUGUGUUGUUGGGGGUGGGGGGCAGUGGGGACCCCGCCCCCCGCUUGUUGCACCCCUGGUUAAUAAAAGUUUGUGGCAGCAUCAGGCUGCGUGGCCU